CGGGCCGUCCUUAAAAAUAGUCAGCCUGGGUGUGACCGUCGGCGACGUGCAUGUAACGCGUAAAAUAAUCCCGACGCGUCUCUCCUACGCGAGCGAGUGUGCGUGCGACCGGGCGAGCUUAACGACACGCGUUCGCGCGCGUCAAGAGAUGCCAUGUGGCGGAGGGACCGAUAACUACCAGGAAGAUACUUAAGUCUUCACUCUGAUCUCCGACUACGAGCUUUUCGGAUCUGUUCGCACGACCCGCGAUUUGCCGCGCGCCGAAGUCCCGUCUUCGUGUCGUUCGCAAGAAUCGUCCGCGAGACCCGCGUGACAUCGGGAUCGAGCGAUCCUCCUCUCGGAAUACGUCUUUUCGGCGGUUGAUAAGUGCAGCGGUUUGUCGUUCCCGCUUCCAACUCGCGCGAUCUCUACAGUUCGGGCAGUUUAGAUUACGCACGCAAUCGAUUGAACGAGAAGCGUCUUUGCUUUGUGUUUCGUGAAGAUUUGUAAUUCCUCGUUCAUUCUUUUUUCUCGAUUGAUGACUUGUGUGAUACACGAUUGGAAAAACGGCAAAUAGCAGAGUGAGACGAGCAACUUAAACAGCGAGCGACGCGCCAGGGUAUCUUAGUGGUUUUAACGAAUCAGAGCGGAAAAUCCUGCACCUUGGACUGAAUUGGCCAGGAGCCUUGGACUCGGCAAAGUUAACGAAGAACUUAAAGGGGGAGUUUAACAUCGACCAUCGAGUGAAUUCGUGUCUUCGCCGGGAUUAGUGAUUCAUCAUCCCUUUCGAAGGGAAGAAGAGCAAAUUAGCCGCCAUCGCGACGAGAGCGAAAAGAGCAAAAAAGAUAAAGCGCGAUUGCCGUGACUUUACGACAGGAGUCUACCAGAGUCCCUAAGGUCUACCCUCAGCGGCGAUCAUCUCCGUCCUGAGAUCGGCAAACUUUUGAUCGCCUUACAACCCAGACUGUCAGCUCUCGAAGGGACGUAUUUCUUCCGGAUAUCUUCGCUCCUCCCUCCCUCGGUGAAUUUCUAUCCGCAUCCCAUCUUUUCGCAAUAGUUGAAGUACAGAGCCAGGAAAAUCGGAUGAAUGAUUGUUUGAGGAUGAACGCGGUGAUCGGGGCGCAGGUAAUGUCACUCGAGGGAAAAUUUAAUUAAACUAGGCGCGAUUUUGCAGCGCCGUCAGUACCGUGCGUGAUGAGUUCGCGCGAGGGUGAACACGUGGACGGAUCGAUGUGCCUCGAGGGUUGUCUCAAGUGAUCGAGUAUAUAGUGACCGGCACGUGACGUCGCAUCGCCCUCUCUCUUUCUUUCUCUCUCUCUCUGACGGUGAAUCGCGUGAGAUGAUGACCUUUGUGACGGAUACGGUGCCCUACACCUACGAAGCGGUCACGAGAUCGGCUUACGACGGCUAUCACCGUCACCAUCUGCAUCACCACCAUCACCACCAUCAUCAUCCCCAUCGGUACCGGCGCGUCUACACGUCGACCGAAUCCGAGUAUCUGCAGGGAUACGUCACCAGGAGGGACACGGACGAUCGCGCGAGGAUUAUCGGUGCUAGCAACACUUUGGCGUCGGCCGGCUCGUUGAAUUAUCGCAACGACCGAGUCAGGUCGCAGUCUCGGUACACCCUCGAUUCGGAUGACGCGUCGUCAGUGAUAUCGGCGGAUGCUUCGGCCGACCUCGAGUCCGGCUCCGCGGACGCCGAUGAGAGUAACGAAAUCAACGAGACCAACGGGAUCAAUGAGACGAGCGAAGCGAACGAAGGUGAAUCGAUUGAGCAUGUGCCUCAUCCACACGUUCUGGACGCCGGCUCGCCCCAUGGACCGCGCAGAUGUCUCCUGUGGGCCUGCAAGGCUUGCAAGAAGAAGACGGUCACCGUCGAUCGAAGGAAAGCGGCCACCUUGCGCGAGAGACGGCGCUUGAGAAAGGUCAACGAGGCCUUUGAGGUGCUCAAGAGGAGAACGAGCAACAACCCCAACCAACGUUUACCAAAAGUGGAGAUAUUGCGGAACGCUAUCGAGUAUAUCGAGAGUCUCGAGGCGCUGCUGCAAGGAAACAGACCUUCCGGACAUCAGAAUCACCCGUCCGCUGAGAGCAUGAAUGGAGAGUCGCCGCAGUACGUGACGGACAGACUUCGGCAAUUCUCGGAUCCUUUGGCAAGGUUUCAACCAAUUAACGGUUUCGAGCAAACCGAGGCAUUGUCCUCACAAAAUAACGGAAGCAGCUUGGACUGUCUCAGCAUGAUCGUGCAAAGCAUCAACGGGCCGUUGCAGCCGUCGUCCGAAAGUCAUUAUUCGUCGCAUCACUGAAGUUGUACGGUACCGAGACAUAAUCCCUUUGGAUCGGUCUCUUUCCUUAGCUAUUACGACGGCGAUUGUAUACUAUUCGAUAUUUCAAGUGAAUCCGCAGAAUAAUCCUACCGUAGGAUGUUUCAAAAAUCGCUAAAAGCAUUAUUUCCGUGAUUCGCGAAUAAAGUAAGUUAAGCUGAAUUGAUACCUGUAUUGUUAUUGAUUCGUCAAUAACAAAUUAUUGCUCAUCAUAUAAUUAAAAAAAAGAGAAAGAGAGAGAGAGAGAGAGAAAAGGUUAUGUGUGUUUUUAGAUUUAAAAAAUUCUCAGUGAAGAAGUGCGCGAUUUUUGUAACACCGUAUAAAUUCUAAUCGGCAUACCGAACGGACUGGCGCUCGAUUUUAUCGAAAGGAGAAUUACAAGCAUUGCGAGCGAUUAAUAAUCCAGGACGUUCUGUGAAAGCACACAAACAGUAUAGAUUUCCGAUUGUUACCGACAAAUCUAUGUGGAAUAUCGGAAGCGCUGUGGAAUAGUCAAAUAUUUUAUCUGUGUAUACCAAAGGGAAAUAUCAUAAAAGAUAAUCUCAGCCUCUCUGCGCGUAACUUAAAACAUUUUAGUCAAAUGUAGCAGAGACGAGAGUUCAUAGCAGGGUAAAAAUUACUCGUUGCAAUUUUUUUACGAUUAUUUUAAUUUUAAAUAUUUAUGAAGUGAGCGAUCUCCUAUAUAUUAAUGCUUUUAAUAUAAUUUUCUAAAGGCUUCGUUUCCAACUUCUAGCGAUAUUCAUUUAUAACAAAUGUAAAGUGCAAAACGACGGGAGUGCCAAAAAUAUUUGUAUUUCCUAUUUCUUUUAUUUUCUCCGUGACAGGCAAAUAAAAUUUCGUGUAUUUAUUGCCAGAAAUAGCGGACAUUUUUCUUUUCGCUUUCUUGUAAUUGUGACGUAUUGUUGAUACGGAGUCUUUUUUUGAAUUACAUAUUCAAGAAUAUAUCCUGCAUCGUUUUGCAUUUUGAGUCGAAAGUUACAAAUUACGAGUUCAGUUCCUAAUGUGACGGGGAAAGCCCUUCUGCCUUACGAAAGUUUCACACGAAACGCUUGUCUCCCAAUAUGCUCAACAACAAUUUCCUCGGAACAAAUCGCCGAAUUUUUCAUGUGCCUGCGAGCGAGCGUAUCGAUUACGUAGUAGUACGUGAGAGUUUCGUCGAUACCUUGACGGUGUAAAUAUGUGAAAUUAUGAAGCAAUAAAGAGAGAAAUAAUAUAGAA
Molecule: messenger RNA, 3523 nt
Organism: Monomorium pharaonis (pharaoh ant)
Lineage: Eukaryota; Metazoa; Arthropoda; Insecta; Hymenoptera; Formicidae
Gene: nau
Product: transcription factor SUM-1
Exons: 5
Coding region: 1319-2287 (322 amino acids)
Biological process (GO): muscle organ development; positive regulation of myoblast differentiation; regulation of transcription by RNA polymerase II
Molecular function (GO): DNA-binding transcription factor activity, RNA polymerase II-specific; protein dimerization activity; RNA polymerase II cis-regulatory region sequence-specific DNA binding
Source: RefSeq, a predicted model, not a curated record